AUGAUUUCAUGCCAUGAAUAUUGCUUUCAACAUCCAAGUUGCGCAAUUGUCGGUAUUUACAAAGGAAAACAUAAUUAAUAAUGUUAAAGAAAGCUAUGUAUUGAAUGCAUAGUAACACAAAAAAUACCACCAGAUGAAUUUUUAUCAAAAGAACAAUUUUCUAAAUAAUUAGUUGAUAAAUUCAAUAAAUUAAACUUAGAUAAUUAGUUGAAGUCAAGAAAAUCAAAAUCAAUUUUGAAAAAUGUCCUUCAUCAACUUGAUAUACUUUUAGAAGAAAUAAAUUUGAUAUUUUAAAGCUUGAAAGAUUCAAUAAAUGGAAUUUCAUAAUACUCUGAAGCAAGAGAUGAAAAGUUUCUUAGCAUAAAUUAAAAUUUGAAUCCUUUUGAAUGCUCUUAAGCUGAGCUAGAUUUUCUUGUGUACUUUUUAGAAGGAGAUAUUUUUGAACAAUGGAUUAAAAAAGAAAUAUAAUUGACUCCUUAAAUUUAGAAAGCUGUAAAAUUAUUGGAAAGGAUAGUAUAAAAUGGCUAUAAAACAAGCCAUUUAUUUGAAAAUAUUCACUACAAUUUUUUGGACUUCUUGCAGAAUUAAAACAGUAAAGGAUUGAUUGAAGAAUCUUUUGAGUUAUAAGGAUUAUAAAACAUAAAUAACUAAUUGGAAGAAACAACUUUUCAAUUUACAAAACAAAAAAAUGGAGAUAAAGUUUAUAAAAAAAAUGGAGAAAUUCUUAGAAUGUAUAUUUUCAAGUUAAAAUUUCUUAGUUAACGGAGUUAAUCAGGGUGCAAAGAUCAAAAAAUAUUAAAUAAUUUAGAAUAAAUAAAAUAUCUAGAAUUUAUUGGGGAACAUGGAGUUAAUGGAUACAAAUUAUGGGAUUACUUUUGGAAAGGCAUAUAUAUUGGAGGAGGAAUUUAUAGUAUAAUGGGAUUGAAAGAAGGCAUGUGGAUUGAUCUAUGCAACAAUUAUUGGGAGUAUUUUUAAAUAAAUACUUAGCGGAAAAAAAGUUAUUGAAGAAGGAUUUUAUAAAAAGGAUAAAAGAAUUGGAUAUUGGAAAAUAGAAUAGGAAAAUAAAAUAGUGUACAAAUAAUUUAAGAUAAAUUUUUAGUGGAGGUGGAUAUUAUGAUGAAGAAAAAUCAUAAAAAAUAGGAAGUUGGAUUGAAUUGAACGAUGGGUUUUAUGGUGGAUCAUAAGUAAUUUAUAAAGGAGAAUAUAAUAAUGGUAAAAAAGUAGGUAAAUGGGAUAUAAUUUUUGAAUAAAAAUAGAUGUAUUAUAAACUAGAAAAUUUUUAUUAGAGGUGGGGGAUAUUAUAAAGAAGUAGAAGAAUGUACGCUUAAGAUUGGGAAGUGGAUAGAGGUGAGUAAUGGAUUUUGGUCUCUAUCUAAAGUCACUUAUCAUGGUGAAUAUAAUAAAAAUGGUAUAAAAAUUGGUGAAUGGGAUAUUAUGUAUGAAUAAAAGUCAAUGUAUUUAUAUAUUAGAAAAACAUUUUUAGUGGUGGAGGAUAAUAUAAGGAAGUUCAAGGUUAUUCAUUUAAGAUUGGAAGGUGGAUUGAAUUAAAUAAUGAAUUUUAAUUUUAUUCACAAGUCACUCAUAAUGGAACAUAUAAUAAUAAUGGCAAGAAAAUUGGUAAAUGGAGUAUAUCUUUUAAUUCUGAUACAUAGAAUUAAUAGAUGUAACUAGAAUUUUUUUUUUAAAUAGUGGAGGUGGUGCUUAUGAUGAUGAAGGCGGACAAAUUAAGAUUGGAUCAUGGAUAGAGUUGAGUGAUCGAUUUAGAGAUUAAUCACAUAUCACAUAUAAUGGUGAAUAUAAUAAGAAAGGUUAAAAAAUUGGUAAAUGGGACAUUAUGUAUAAAGAAGUGGGAAAAGGAAAAGCAUAGUCAAUGUAAGAUAGAAUAAAAAAUUUUAGUGGUGGUGGAUCUUAUGAUAGCGAAGAAGGCUAAAUUAAGGUUGGUAAAUGGACAGAGUUGGACGAUCGAUUUUUUUAUAGAUCAUAAAUUACUUAUAACGGAGAAUAUAAUAAAAAUGGUAUAAAAAUUGGUAAAUGGGAAAUUAAAUAUAAGGAAGUGGGAAAAGAAAAACCUGAGUAAAUGUAAAUUAGAAUAAAAAUUUUAGUGGUGGUGGAUCUUAUGAUCAAGUUUAAGGGUGUACAAUUAAGAUUGGAAAAUGGGUUGAGUUAAAUGAUGGGUUUGAAUUUUAUUCACAAGUCACUCAUAAUGGAACAUAUAAUAAAAAUGGCAAAAAAAUCAGCAAAUGGAUAAUUUAUUUUAAUUCUGAAGGAAAGAACCAAUAAAUGUAAGAAAAAUAUUCUAAGACUUAGUGGUGGUGGAUUAUAUGAUGAUAGAGGAAGUUAAAUUAAGAUUGGGAAGUGGAUUGAAUUAAGCGAUCUAUUUAGAUAUUAAUGGCAAGUCACUUACAAUGGAGAAUAUAAUCAAAAAGGCAAAAAAGUAGGCAAAUGGCAGGAAGUUAAUAUUAUGUGGGGUAGAAAUGAAAUUAUUAAUGAAGUGAAUUAUGAUAGUUGA
This is a messenger RNA of Paramecium sonneborni, 2509 nucleotides long. NCBI's taxonomy places the organism in Eukaryota, Ciliophora, Oligohymenophorea, Peniculida, Parameciidae. The record is from the annotation of a GenBank genome assembly.